UUGCUUGCUUAUUCUGAUCGAUUGGUUGUGAGGUCGGUUUUUUAAGGAUUUUGGGGGAAAUAUAUAAGCAUGGUUAUUUUGUAGUUAAUUAGUUAUCCGAACUCAUUUAGGGUGUUUUGUAAAUCUACAUACACACAGAUAUUUAUUCAAGAAAGAUUUCUGAUUUUUGUGAAUCAACAUUGUUUGACUAUUCUGAAUUACCUACAUAAUUACUUCACAAUCAUCUUGUCAAGUUUCAUGUUUCAUGAGAUAAACACUUUGUAAUUGCUUCAACACCCACCCAAAAAUAGUGCAGUAACAAAUGAAAUCCAAUUAAAUGAAAGCUGAAACUCUUUUUUUGUGUGUGUGUGUAUGCGUAUGUGUGUGUGUGUGUGUGUGUGUUUGUCGCUCUACACGACGAUGCAAAAGUUUCAACAACCCAUUUACUGACACUUUUUUGCAAUUCUGUCAUUUCAUCACUGAUGAAAACGAGAAAACGAAAAAACGACGACAAAAUAAAUAAAUUCGAACAUUUUGUCUUGUUAAUCCUUCUUUAGCCUGACGACAUCUUGAAGUCACUUUUUCUUCUUCUUUUUUCUGAAUGGUGUUAUUUGGCUUCACUUUUUUCGUCGCCUUUUUUUCAAUUUUGCAUACUUCAUUAAUCCAUUAUUAUAAUUAUUUCCCGGUUUUUUUCGAGCAAUGAAAAAUAUUUCCAAUUAUUAAUUUCCAGUUUUUUGUAUAAAAUCGGAAAUUGAAAAAAUUACUUCGGAAAUUGGAUAAUUUAUGAGUGGGUAAAAAAGUCUGGAUGAUGUUUUUAGAAUUUUUUGCAAAUAACGAACAGAGAAAGGUCAUAGACUAAACUUUUUGCAAACAAAAUUGAUCAAACAUUUGGGAAUGAAGUGAACUGAACAUUUUCAGAAAUAAAGAACUUUUUGUUGGAAUUAUUUCAAAUCUUGUGAAGUAGCUGAAUCUCACAGUUUUUUAAAGGUUUUUGGGAAUCAAACAUCAACAUAAGACGGACGAAGGAGACUCAGGGGUUAACUUUUCAAAAAUUUUUACAGAAGGGGCUUACCUCAAAGGUCCCUUCAGCUAGUUCGUGAAUGUAUUUGUAACUCCAAAUUUUGAAUCUGUUUUAUUAUUUUUUUUAUAUUUUCAAUAUUUUCACCACGACUUUAGUCGGAAAACAAUGAUACUGAAACUUAAAAGUACUUGAAUUUUUCCGUUUUGAUGAACUUAGCGAUUGUUUAUCAAACUCCUAACAUCACACAAAUAUGGUGACCCUUCCUUUCAUCAAGUUUCUUUCUCAAUUCUUCUGAAUCUCUUAGUUUCAGUCUGAUUUUUGAACUUGCAAAUACAACGUAGAUUGUUUUUUCCAAGAAAAUGAAAGAAAAACAAACAAGUAAUAUAAUAUAGGGUUCAAUCAGUGGAACCUUUCUCCCCCCAUUUUUUCGUUUCUUUUGCAGCAUGGAAAAAACGAAAGAAAAAAAAGAGAAUAUAUAUGAAACUUUGAUGAAUAUUAUUUCUUUGCAAUUUCCUGUUAUAAAAUCACACAUCCGGUAUCAGCUAAAACAUUCUCGAUUUUUUCAAUCUCACAAGAGCACACUGACAAAUCCAUCUAUGCUCUGAAUAUAUUCAUGUGGAGGAAAUUGUCAAGUUCCUUCCAGUGCGUAUUUUUCUUGUGUUUUUACUUGCUUUUGAGAAAUGAGGGUGGUAGGUGAAAGAUCGUUUUGUUUUGGGAAUUGUUGAGUCAUUUUCAAUUUAUUUCAAGUCUACAGAAAUUUGAAAAAAAUAUGUUUUUUUCAUAUAAUGCGGAGUUUGUGAACUUUAAGCUGUCUAGGAUUUUUUGUUGGAUUUACAGAAGGGAUUUUGAUUUCAUUGAUGUUCAACGAUUUUUUGAUGACUAUUGGCUCAAAAAACCAAAUUUUGAAUUGAACUCCAAAAGAGAUCGAAGUUUGUGAGCAUUCCGACAUCCUGAAGUCUAAAUUCAGCGAAAAACUCCCACAAUAUCACCCACAAAAGUUUUUUGUUUCAUUCAUGGAGGUCAAAAAAUAGUCGAGUUGCAAAAAAUGAAUUAUUCAUACUAUCAAUUCAUCAAAAACCUCCAAUACUAAACCACAUACACGAAUGAUAAAAUUUUAUUAAAAAUGUAUGUACAGUAUUUUUUGGGAUACAUUUUCAGAUGAUUGAUCUCAAAAAUAGAGAUCAAAAGAAAUAGGAAAAAUUCAGAAAUAAUUGUGACAAAAAAUGUCUACGAUUAUCUCUCCAACUUCCUUGUCCCAAAUAUUUCCAACUUUUUGCCAAGAUAUAUUUUCCAUCUAAAACUAAAAAUAAGUUAGUUGUACAAGACGUAUAAAAUAUUCCUUUUUUAGACAAGUAAGCUUUCUUGACUCGUCUUUUCCAUUAAUCCUGUUGAUUUGACACAUCUUUCUUUUUUCUUCUAUUUUUUUUAUAUAUGCCUCAUUUAUUUUUUCUCAACUUUUUUUUCAGCUCCAUAAAUAUAUAUUUUGUUUUUGUUUCUGAUGAAAAAGUGCCACCCCAUAACAAAUAUUAAUCCAUCCAUAAGUUCUCAGAAAAAAAUUAUGCAAUUUUAUUCUGCUUCGUGUUGUCAAGCUUCUUCUUUUUUUUCUCAAUUUUUUUCCAAAAAAAGUGGGCGGAAUAUAUAUCUGGAAGUGAAGAUUUAAACUUAUAAUCAGUCAGCGGAUUUGAUUUUCUAUCACAAAGACUGAAAAAAAGAGAGACUCAUUGAAUUUUUGUUCUAUACUAUUUUUUUCUUAUUACUGACUACUGACGCACUCAAAAAUGAUGUAAGUUGACAUGAUUUGCAUAUUCCUCAAGAGUUUUUGGAAUCUUAGAUUUAGUUAGCAAAAAAAAAGAUGAAAAAUGUACAUAGCUUUGAAAUUCUUUUUUGUGGCCACAAAUUUUACGCCAUUAUGAGUUUUUCGCCCCGUCUAAUCAUGUUAUCACCUGUUUUUUUCGCGCUUUUUCUAGUGGAAAAAGUUCAUAAUUAUAUUUUCAAAGAAAAAAUAACUAAAGAUUUUACUGAAAAAAUUGAUAGAAAAUGCUGAUAUCACGGUGAGUUAGGUGAGGUUUAUUCGAUAAUAUUUGUACAGGAAAGGUUUAUCUAUUAGUUGGUCCGGUUUAUCUAUUAGCUGGGUAAAACUUUUACCAUGAUCCCAAAUGUUAUCUUAUUUUCUCGUGAAAUACAUAUUAUCAUACCAUAUUCCAGAAUUUUCAGAUUCACAUACAUUAUUACUUCAGAAAAUCAUAAAAUUCCGGAAUAUUUUUUGUAAUUUUUAUCUAUAUUUUUUCUUUAAAAUGAUUCACACACUUUUUUAUCUAGUUUUUUCUCCAUUUUUUCUAUCGCAUAUACAUCUCAUUUAGUCUGAAAGCUAUAAAAAAAGACAUGAAGGAUUACGUGUGUGGUGUCGUUUAAUCUGCUCUACAUCUAUCUAUAUUUCCGAACACAGAAAAAUCCUUUUGAUAAUUUUUCUAUUUGAAUAUUAGAUCUAAUUAUUUUUUUUCAAAAUUCACAAAAACAUAUUUUUUUCAGAUCGAGUUAUGGAAUGAGUUCUGCCGAAGAAUCAUACACAUUUUUUCAAGUAAGUUUUGGUUUUUUGAUCAGAAAUCUUUAGCAGUUGAUGUUUGACAGAUUAAAAAAGCAUGAAAACAAAAAUAUGAGUUUUUUCAGGUGCUGAAAGGCAGUGCACUUUUCCUCUUGGUGAUAUGGACAAUUUUCGCAAACUCGCUUGUGUUUAUUGUUUUGUACAAGAAUCCAAGACUUCAAACGGUCCCCAAUUUAUUGGUUAGUAACAAAUUAUUUCAAAAUAUGAAGAAAAUGAACAAUCUUUUUAGGUUGGAAAUUUGGCAUUUUCUGAUCUGGCUUUGGGACUUAUUGUUCUUCCAUUAUCAUCAGUUUAUGCGAUAGCUGGAGAAUGGGUUUUUCCAGAUUGGUUAUGCGAAGUGUUUGUGUCAGGUUAGUUAUUUGAUUUUUGAAACAUUGAAUUAAUGCGAUUAUACGAUUUUUCUAACUAAUGAGCAUUUUAAUGAAUGUUAAUGUUUUAAGCGGAUAUUUUGUGCUCAACUGCAUCAAUUUGGAAUCUAUCAAUCGUUGGACUUGAUCGAUAUUGGGCUAUAACAAGCCCGGUUGCAUAUAUGAGUAAACGUAACAAAAGAACUGCUGGAAUCAUGAUUUUAUCAGUUUGGGUUUCAAGUGCUUUGAUCUCGCUGGCCCCGCUUCUUGGAUGGAAACAGGUUAGUAAUUCAAAAAACAAAUUGUUUUUCAUUUCUCACUUUUUAUUUAAAAAAAAAAAAAAAAAACAAUGAUCGUAUUAUUUGCAAGCUUUUUUAUUAAUCCUGACUUUUGUUCUAAUUAAUCCCUGUGUUUUCAUAGACCGCAUCAAAACCAAAUUUGAUUUACGAAGAAGGAAAAGAUGAUAGGCGACAAUGUACUUUUCUUGAUCUACCAAGUUAUACCGUAUACUCAGCAACUGGCUCUUUCUUCAUUCCAACAAUUUUGAUGUUUUUCGUCUAUUUCAAAAUUUAUCAAGCGUUUGCGAAACAUCGUGCACGACAAAUUUAUCGACAAAAGGUAAGUGAAUUGUUUUGUGAAUAAAUUGAAAAUCCCGCAAAACAUUGAAUGAUCGAGCAAAAAAUGUCUGAAUGCAGCAACAUACUUCUCAGCCUGUAUGAUGAUAUAUUUAUUCACCAAAGGGUGAACUUUCUGUGAGAGAUAAAGCAAAGCAAAAUUAACCCAAAUGACUCAAAUGAAACCCAUAACAAUCAAAAUCAAUUUUUAGCUGGCCGUCUCGUCACAUGUAAGAACUAUAUUUUUAUUUAUAUUGUCAUUUUAGUGUUUUUGUCGCCCUUUUUGCCCCCUCGUUCACAUCACAACACACAUUUAUACACUACUAUACACCGCACCACCCUAUUUUCAAUUCAAUUUUUCUCGAUAUGUGCGAAAUGAUCUCAUCUCAUUUGAUUUGACUUGAUUUUUUGAUUUUUCCUCUCGAAUUCACACAAAACAAGGCAUGGCAUGUCACCCCUUUUUGGAUUGGAAACAAGUUGAAUUAUUUUCAGAUUCAGAGACCUCCUUUUUUCAUUUAUAUUUUUUUCAAAAACUCCUACCAGUGGUUUUUUGUGUGACUUUUUUUGAUAGCGUAGAUGAUUAGCUUUUUUGAGUGAUAUGAUUGAUUUCAAAUUUAAGUUUGACAAAAAUCAAUGAACUUUAUUUACAGGUGAUUCGAAAACAUAUCGAAUCAACUAUUCUUCAUGAAAUUAGUCAUGUUCUUCCAACUUCUGAUGAAUUUGCUAAAGAAGAAGAAGAAGAAGAAGACAGUAAGAUUUUCUUCUGUGCAAAAUUGGAGACAAAACAUAAGUUUCAUUUUUCAGGUGAAAGUAGUGGCCAAGUGGAAAACGGUCUUCGAAAUAACAAUGACGCUAUAAUUGAAGAAGAGGAAGAUGAAGGCGAAGACGAAGAAUCUGAUGAAAAACGGGAUGAUCAUACUGUAGUUACCACUGUGACUGCUACAGUAGUCGGGCCUUCAGAUACAUCGUACAUUAAACGGGAAGCAAAAGUAUGAUUCCCACAUUUUGAAGGAUUCUUUAAACUCACAUGAAUUUUUGCAGAUUUCAAAAUCCGUGCCCGCUAUGAUUGAUAAAAACGAAGCUAUUGUGCAUAAACGAGAAGCAAAACCAAUGCGAAGUGUUAUGGCAAUUUCCUAUGAAAAAGUGAAACGACAUAAAAAUCGGUAACAAAAAAGACUUUCUCGAAUGUUCUUUGCAAAUAAACUCUGAAUUUAUUUUUAGGAAAGAGCGUAUCUAUCGAAAAAGCUUGCAAAGGAAACCGAAAGCAAUUUCAGCGGCAAAAGAAAGACGAGGUGUCAAAGUGUUGGGAAUUAUUUUGGGAUGUUUCACUGUUUGCUGGACGCCGUUUUUUGUGUGAGUCGGGGAUGAAAAGUUUCUAUGGGAAUAUUUUCAAAAUUAGAAAAUGAAUCAAUAAAAUAUUUCUUGCAGAAUGUAUGUACUUGUUCAAUUUUGCCAAGAUUGUAGUCCAAAUGCUCAUAUUGAAAUGUUUAUCACAUGGUUAGGUUACAGUAACUCGGCUAUGAAUCCGAUUAUUUACACGGUAAUUGAUAACGUUUCUUGAGUUAAUUCUUAAUCAAAGAACAUUUCAGGUUUUCAAUCGUGAUUAUCAAAUUGCAUUGAAACGACUUUUCACAUCGGAUAACAAACCAAUAUCCACAUCUCGAUUAUGA
Caenorhabditis angaria is the source of this 6233-nucleotide messenger RNA. Lineage: Eukaryota; Metazoa; Nematoda; Chromadorea; Rhabditida; Rhabditidae. The record is from the annotation of a GenBank genome assembly.